UCUUGAUGACUCUUAAUUGAUGGCCCUUGUGUGCAGGUGAGGCCUCUGUGCGCAUGCGAGCAAAAAAGCGUCAACAAUCCGGCGAUGUCUUGCAAACAGAAAACAGAAAAUACUUCGUUUUUAUUUGUGGUUAGCGUUUAUUUUUACACGUUUGUCGUUUGUUACUCGGUAAGUUUAGGACAGCGGGAGGAAGGUUUGACUGACUACCAAGUUCAAGAGUCCGCAGCUACCUUGUUGGAGAGGAUUAAACAACAGGACGACGUCCAGCUGGGGAACUGGCGCCUGGUUGAACAAGUGAUCUCCGACCCAAAUGUGCGCGAAUCCACCGAGCUUCAGCCUGAACCUGCAGCCUUCCCCGGAGAGCCACUACCGUAUUUCAAUGUACCCAAACUCGGUGACACUGACAGUAACUGGACUAUUGGUGAUUUCAGCAGGAAACCAAGGUCUGAAGACAAAUAUCAAGCAGAUUUUACAGGUUUUGGUGGAGUCCAAGGGAACGUUUUGGGCCCAUCAUUUGAUUCCACUCCACAUUUCUCUGAGUGGGUGGCUAUGAGACCUUCGGUGCAGUGUGAUGAUAAUGUCAUGACCUUCACUGCCUCUGGACACGGAUUUGCACACCUGUUAGUGGAUAGAGAGGGAACCUCCCCCAUCUCCCUGUUCCAGUUGCCUUCAUACUGUGGUUACUCGGUGAGGAUGUCGUGGAGUGACCUGGAGAUGAUGGUGCCUUAUGAUGCAUGUUACAUUACACAGGAGAAUGGCAGCUACGUGCUGCCCAUGUUGUGGUGGGGCAGCCCACUGAAGCUGUCCUGCCCAGUGCAGAUGUCCACCUCUGCCCCCUCCUUGUCCCCCUUAGUCUAUUGCUCCCCCUACGGCAUUGCAGUGCAGAUAGAUGGGCAGGAGCAAGAUAUAGCAAUGCUGGGAGUCAUAGUGAAUGGACGUUGGGGUCCAUUUGUGUCUCAAGAGUGUGCGUACCGUGUCUACUCAAAUCCUGAGCAGCUUGCCUUCUUCAUCUCCUACAGUGCUCCGUGUAUCACUGAUGGAGAUGGUCCUCAUCUCCACCUUAUAUUAGAUGAACAGGAAUACGUCCUCUCCUGCCCAGCCAGUGCUCAGGUUCCCUACAUCCCCUCUCCUCCUCUGUCUCCUGAUGACCACCAGUUUCUCCGAAUCCCAGAUCCUGUUGGCCCUGCACCCACCUCCCCUCCUCCUCCCCCUCCUCAGCCUCCAACCCAGGAGCAGAUUGCUCAACUUCCUAACUACCCCCACUAUCCUGGAUUCCAGUACCCCCAGUUUCCCCAAGUCUACCCUCCUGGCCCACAACCUGGCCGUCCCGCUCAACCCACUCCUGGCAGUCCUCCUGGUUCGCAGCCCCAGCAGCAGCAGCAGUUCCUCUACCCCUCGGGACCUGGCAAGCUGCCCUACUCUCCUGGAGAGCCCCCAAAAUACCCUUCCCUUCUUCACCACCCUGCUGCGGUGUUCCAAGCUCUGUCCUCCCCCAAUCUUAGCCCAUCGCUGGAUAUUUCUCCCCAUCACGUUUCCAAAUUCCCUGCUGGCCCUUCUCAACAUCACUCUGGUAUGUAUUACCCUUAUGUGCCGUUCUACUACCCUGCAGUGACACCAGACACCACUACUACAACUGCUCCUCCAGCUACCCAACCACUCGAACCUCCAGCAAAUCUUUAUCCCCCACAGUAUUACCUUCAGAUACCUCACUAUCCUGCACCCACUGCAGCACCAGUGACCCAAGCACCAGUGACCCAAGCUCCUGCUUCCCUCCCUCCCAGCCCACCGUCUACUCCCUCUCCACAUAAACAACAGUACCCAGUCGGCCCAUUUUAUCUACCAACAUUUUAUAACUCUUACUAUCAUUAUGGACAGUUUCCCUACCCUUCAUAUGCUACAGUCAUUCCACCUCUCACCACAACUGCCACUACGACAAUGGUUCCCAAACAACCUGGCAGCCACAGCUAUUCCUUCAGCCAGUUCUACAACCAAAGACCCAUUUAUGUCCCACCAACCACACCUCAGCCGUCUGCCAAAGAAGAAUCUCCAACUAUUCCUCAGGAACCUCAGAAACCAGCAGCUCCACAAGCCUCCUGCCCCCCUUAUGCUCACACAAUUUGUGGCUACUACCCUUAUCCCUAUUUUCCCUAUUACCACCAUACGUACCUGCCAUACUACCAUCCACCUUACCCCCCUGUGCCCCAAUAUCCAGCGACACCAAUGACCACCACAAAGCCUGUCACCUCAACCACCACAAAGCCUGUCACCUCAACCACCACAAAGCCUGUCACCUCAACCACCACCACAAGUUCUACAGCAGCUCCCCCGACUGAAACCACUCCACAAAUCCCCCAUCUCCAGUGUCUGAUGGAGAAGAUGGUUGUCUUCCUGCCUUUUGCUCACACAGACUCCAUCCAGGUCAGAGACCAAAUGGAGUCAUGGCUGUUCCUCUCCAGUGUGUCUCCACUGUGUGGGUACAUGCUACAGAUGGCUGAGGACUCUGGGGUAAUCCUUCACUCUCCUCUGCCUGCCUGCCACAGCGAGCCACGGACUCCCACCACCAUUUCCUUACCUCUGAGGUUUUGGGACCUUUCCAUUGCCAAGUAUAGGACUCUGGACUUGCAAUGCCCUUAUCAAAUGAUCCCUGAAACUCCUGAGCCAGUUACAGCACCAGUUACCCCAUCAGUGUCCCCUGCCCCACCCAGCACCACCGCGAGCAAGGUCAGCCCGUCUGUUGUCCCAAAGCAUCAAGUCUUCUGCUCCUCCAAUCAGAUGACCGUGGAGCUCCCCUCUGGUCCCAUCUCUGGAAUUGUUGUUAAAGACAUCAAAGGGAACCAUAUGAACCUCCAGGAUGCCCCAAAGCACUGUGGGUAUUCUGCAAGAAAAGGCAAAGAUGGCAAAAUCCGUUUGAGUCUCCAGUUACACUCCCGCUGCCACAUGAGUGUGCAGGCAAGUAUUGACUCAGAUUUCACACUGAGCACAUGA
Morone saxatilis (striped sea-bass) is the source of this 2985-nucleotide messenger RNA. Its product is annotated as protein piccolo. Gene Ontology annotation, cellular component: egg coat. Gene Ontology annotation, molecular function: acrosin binding; structural constituent of egg coat. The record is from RefSeq and is a predicted model, not a curated record. Bases 85 to 2985 code for a protein of 966 amino acids. NCBI's taxonomy places the organism in Eukaryota, Metazoa, Chordata, Actinopteri, Moronidae. Gene Ontology annotation, biological process: binding of sperm to zona pellucida; prevention of polyspermy. The transcript is spliced from 9 exons.